CUUGAGUGUGCGACUGUGCGUGUUCGUUUGUAGGAGUGACUGCUUGUAUAAAACCUCUCCAGAGAGUGCACAGAGAGCAGAGAGUGUUCGUGAGGUUCCGCUUUACUUCCCUGAAGAACCUGUAACCUCUGCGGACAUGAUGUUCCCCUGCAGCGCGCUGCCGCCUCCUCUCUACCCGGCCUUCCUGCGUCCUCCUGUGGCUCUCUCCUCGCCCCUGAACCGGUCCCUGCACUCAGGCUUACUGGUGGAAGAUCUCCUCAGAUGGAGCCAGCCUGUCAGCUACAUACAGCGGACUUUUUCUUCCAGAAGUCCCGGGGACAUUCUCCAGCUGAGCGCGGGGCAGUGCGGCCCCCCCCGGCUACGGGGGCCCGGCACAGAGCGCUGUGUGCCGCCGGCCGGCUCCCCGCAGUCCGGCGGCCCGGAGCCCGGGUACCUGAAGUUCGGCGUCAGCGCAAUACUGGCCCCGUCCACACGGAGUGUCCAGAGCGUUCAGAAGUCCUUCCCUUUGCCUUUCUUUGAUGGAAGCCUUCACCCCUUCAUCCGAGCGUCCUACUUCACAG
Notothenia coriiceps (black rockcod) is the source of this 560-nucleotide messenger RNA. Its product is annotated as homeobox protein DBX1-B-like. The record is from RefSeq and is a predicted model, not a curated record. NCBI's taxonomy places the organism in Eukaryota, Metazoa, Chordata, Actinopteri, Perciformes, Nototheniidae. The transcript has 2 exons. The annotation marks the transcript as partial.